UAUGUAUAUAUAAAAAUUAGCUCUUUAUUUUGUACCUAAAUUCUAUUUUCUGCUCAACGCAAAAGUUGAUUUUUUUUGGCCCGUGUGAGUGUGAACGCUCGUCAGUGUUCCGCACUCUGUAGCUCAGAAGAACCUGUUCCGUUUCCCCGUGCAUCCGACCAGGACGACCUGAGCACGAGAUCAUGGGGUAUGGGCGAUCAGACAGCUACCGCGUGGCAACCACGCAGGACAAAGAUGGCUCCCCGAAGAAGAAGGGCCAGAAGGACAUGGACGACCUCAAGAAGGAAGUCGCCCUGACGGAGCAUAAGAUGUCUGUAGAGGAAUGUUGCAGGAAGUUCAACACAGAUAUUGUGCAGGGUCUGACCAAUGCGAAGGCGGCCGAGUACCUGCUGCGCGACGGCCCCAACGCGCUGACCCCGCCCCCCACCACCCCGGAGUGGAUCAAGUUCUGCCGUCAGCUGUUCGGCGGCUUCUCCAUGCUGCUCUGGACCGGCGCCAUCCUCUGCUUCCUGGCCUACGCCAUCCAGGCCGCCACCGAGGACGACCCCGCCGGAGACAAUCUGUACCUGGGUAUCGUGCUCUCGGUGGUGGUCAUCAUUACCGGCUGCUUCUCCUACUUCCAGGAGGCCAAGAGCUCAAAGAUCAUGGAGUCCUUCAAGAACAUGGUGCCGCAGCAAGCUCUGGUGAUCCGCGAGGGUGAGAAGAUGCAGAUCGAUGCGGUGGAGGUGGUGGCCGGAGACCUGGUGGAGAUCAAGGGAGGAGACCGGAUCCCAGCUGACCUGCGAGUGGUGUCUGCACACGGCUGCAAGGUGGAUAACUCUUCCCUGACUGGCGAGUCGGAGCCUCAGACGCGUUCCCCCGACUGUACCCAUGACAACCCUCUGGAGACCAGGAACAUCGUCUUCUUCUCCACCAACUGUGUUGAAGGUACGGCGCGUGGCAUCGUGAUCUUCACUGGCGACCGCACGGUAAUGGGCCGUAUCGCUACCCUGGCAUCCGGUCUGGACACCGGCAAGACGCCCAUCGCACGCGAGAUUGAGCACUUCAUCCACAUCAUCACGGGCGUGGCGGUGUUCCUGGGCGUGUCCUUCUUCAUCCUGUCCAUCGCUCUGGGCUACAGCUGGCUGGAGGCCGUCAUCUUCCUCAUCGGCAUCAUUGUGGCCAACGUGCCCGAGGGGCUGCUGGCUACCGUCACGGUGUGUCUGACCCUGACUGCUAAGCGCAUGGCCAAGAAGAACUGCCUGGUGAAGAACUUGGAGGCCGUGGAGACUCUGGGCUCCACCUCCACCAUCUGCUCCGACAAGACGGGAACUCUGACCCAGAACAGGAUGACUGUGGCCCACAUGUGGUUCGACAACCAGAUCCACGAGGCCGACACCACUGAGGAUCAGUCUGGUGCGUCGUUUGACAAGACUUCCCAGACCUGGAUCGCGUUGGCGCGCGUGGCGGCGCUGUGCAACCGGGCCCAGUUCAAGGCGGGUCAGGACUCCUUCCCCAUCCUCAAGCGCGACGUGGCCGGCGACGCCUCCGAGUCCGCCCUGCUCAAGUGCAUCGAGCUCUCCUGCGGCUCAGUACGCGCCAUGAGGGACCGCAACAAGAAGGUGGCCGAGAUCCCAUUCAACUCCACCAACAAGUACCAGCUGUCUGUGCAUGAGACGGAGGACCCCAAUGACAACCGUUACCUGCUAGUGAUGAAGGGGGCGCCAGAGAGGAUCUUGGACCGCUGCUCCACUAUUCAACUGCAGGGUAAGGAACAGCCCAUGGACGAGGAGAUGAAGGAGGCGUUCCAGAACGCUUACAUGGAGCUCGGAGGCCUGGGAGAGCGAGUACUGGGUUUCUGCCACCUGCUCAUGCCCGAGGAUCAGUACCCGAAGGGAUUCGCCUUCGACACGGAAGACGUGAACUUCCAGACGGACAACUUGUGCUUCGUGGGCCUCAUGUCCAUGAUCGACCCGCCGCGUGCUGCCGUACCCGACGCCGUGGGCAAGUGCCGCUCCGCCGGCAUCAAGGUCAUCAUGGUGACAGGCGAUCAUCCAAUCACAGCCAAGGCUAUCGCUAAGGGCGUCGGCAUCAUCUCCGAGGGCAACGAGACAGUCGAGGACAUCGCAUCCCGCCUGAACAUUCCCGUCAGCCAGGUCAACCCCAGGGAUGCCAAGGCCUGUGUAAUCCACGGUACGGACCUUAAGGAAAUGCAGGGCGAGCAGAUCGAUGAGAUCCUGCGGAACCACACGGAGAUCGUCUUCGCCAGAACCUCGCCACAACAGAAACUCAUCAUCGUGGAGGGAUGCCAGCGCGCCGGUGCCAUCGUGGCCGUGACAGGUGAUGGUGUUAACGACUCUCCCGCCCUGAAGAAGGCUGAUAUCGGUGUUGCCAUGGGAAUCGCGGGUUCCGAUGUGUCAAAACAGGCAGCUGACAUGAUCCUAUUGGACGACAACUUCGCCUCCAUCGUCACUGGAGUUGAGGAAGGCCGUCUGAUCUUUGAUAACCUGAAGAAGUCUAUCGCCUACACCUUGACCAGUAACAUCCCGGAGAUCACGCCCUUCCUGCUCUUCAUCAUCAUCAGCAUCCCGCUGCCCCUCGGAACCAUCACCAUCCUCUGCAUCGACCUGGGAACCGACAUGGUGCCCGCCAUCUCCUUGGCCUACGAGACUGCUGAGAGUGACAUCAUGAAGCGCCAGCCCAGGAACCCACAGAGGGACAAGCUGGUCAACGAACGGUUAAUCAGCAUCGCCUAUGGACAGAUUGGUAUGAUCCAGGCCCUGGGCGGCUUCUUCGCCUACUUUGUGAUCCUGGCGGAGAACGGCUUCCUGCCCUCCAUGCUGGUCGGCAUACGGCUCAACUGGGACGACCGCACCGUCAACGACCUUGAGGACAGCUAUGGACAGCAGUGGACCUAUGAGCAGCGUAAGAUCGUGGAGUUCACGUGCCACACUGCGUUCUUCGUGAGCAUCGUGGUCGUCCAGUGGGCCGAUCUGAUCGUAUGCAAGACCAGGAGGAACUCAGUCUUCCAGCAGGGCAUGAGGAAUAAGAUCUUGAUCUUCGGCCUGUUUGAGGAGACGGCCCUCGCAGCCUUCCUGUCCUACACACCCGGCAUGGACGUCGCCCUCAGGAUGUUCCCACUCAAGCCCAGUUGGUGGUUCUGUGCGUUCCCCUACAGCUUCCUCAUCUUCGUCUAUGAUGAAGUCCGGAAACUCAUCCUGCGCAGAAACCCAGGAGGCUGGGUGGAGAGGGAGACGUACUAUUGAUCUCACACACCAACACACACACACACACACACACCAAACCCCAACAACCCUCACCUGUCCAAAAACACACACACUUCACCCCCCCAAGAAGC
Molecule: messenger RNA, 3337 nt
Organism: Engraulis encrasicolus (European anchovy)
Lineage: Eukaryota; Metazoa; Chordata; Actinopteri; Clupeiformes; Engraulidae
Product: sodium/potassium-transporting ATPase subunit alpha-3-like
Exons: 24
Coding region: 183-3245 (1020 amino acids)
Biological process (GO): proton transmembrane transport; intracellular sodium ion homeostasis; potassium ion import across plasma membrane
Cellular component (GO): plasma membrane
Molecular function (GO): ATP hydrolysis activity; P-type sodium:potassium-exchanging transporter activity; ATP binding
Source: RefSeq, a predicted model, not a curated record